CUCAAUCCGGGGCCAUUCUUCAAAACGCUGCCGUUCGAGGAGUCUCUGCGGGAAGACGCCGACACAGCUGUGAGGUGAGUAGCAAGAAGUAUACGCCGCUUACUCUGGCAUAGCAUCCGGGCAGUGACAAGGCCGCCUAGCUAGCCGGUCAACAUUCCCCAGUCUGGCAAGCCACAAAAGGUGCCUCGGUCUAGGGCCUCCUCCAGGACCAUGGGAGAGGCUUGAGCUGAAGGCCAGUACGGUACAUGGGAGCGUGCUCGCCCUGGUCCUCGUCGUUAACCCCUCCCCUUGUCCCGGGCUAUGGCUGGCCUUUAUGGCAGACCCCAAAAAGGUUGAGUGACUUCUACGCUACUGCGAAAAGGCGGGCUGCAGGGAAUCCGAGCAGCACACCCUUUUGCAAUCCCCUUGCCCUUGCCCUUGCCCUUGCCCCCUUCUUGUGCAGGCGUUCCCUCUUAUUGAGCCCUGGACGGCUUGGGGUCGCUGGUGGCCUUCCAGAUCGCAGGUGGUGUAUCCGUACUAGUUUAUUAUACUCACACAUUCGACGGAUCACCCCCCCUGGCAUUCCAUUCACCUUCACGAAGUACACUACUGGCCUAGACCAGUCCCAACUCGACGGUGCCGAUAUCCUUGCCUCCCGCAUCGCAUCGUACCGCUCGCGAACCGUCAACCGUUACAAGUGCAGUAACCAGGCCAGAACAUGUGCCCGAGAGGAAUCCGUCGGAGCGACCAUGUCCAGAUUUGAUUCUAUAUUUUAAGACCCCCCUCCCUCCCCCUCUGAUGUCUGAUACCUCGCCAAUCAUGAGAUCACCACCAACCAACGUGCCAGGCAGCCAACCACCUUGCGCAUGAUACGCGCGUGACAACCAG
This is a messenger RNA of Colletotrichum navitas, 867 nucleotides long. RefSeq lists its product as uncharacterized. The coding region runs from base 246 to 755 and encodes 169 amino acids. The transcript has 3 exons. Lineage: Eukaryota; Fungi; Ascomycota; Sordariomycetes; Glomerellales; Glomerellaceae. The record is from RefSeq and is a predicted model, not a curated record.